This is a messenger RNA of Thlaspi arvense, 3602 nucleotides long. Lineage: Eukaryota; Viridiplantae; Streptophyta; Magnoliopsida; Brassicales; Brassicaceae. The record is from the annotation of a GenBank genome assembly.
GUACGCAGAGAGAUAAGCGAUUUUCAGGCGAUCGUCUUUGGUUCAGCAUUACUUCUGAGUUUUUGUUUGUUUACUCUCUGAUGGGAAGUAGCAGUUCGAAACGAUCGAGCAGGAGAAACAGUCAGAGGUUUUCUCAAAGCUCUUCUUCUUCUUCUCAGAAUCCUCACCAAAACUACACGCCACAACAUUCUUCUGCUCCUUCACGGCCACUGAAGAAUCAAGGCAACAAGUAUUCACAGAUCGGAGAUGACUAUCGUUCCAUUUAUGAGGUCACGGCUGCUCUUUCGAAAGCCGGUUUGGAGUCAUCGAAUCUGAUUGUUGGUAUUGAUGUCACAAAAAGUAACGAGUGGACAGGAGCGAGAUCACUCAACAACAAGAGCUUACAUUACAUCGGACCAAAUCCAAACCCUUACGAGCAAGCCAUUUCCAUCAUCGGAAAGACUUUAUCCUCUUUUGACGAGGAUAACUUGAUCCCCUGUUAUGGUUUUGGAGAUGCUACAACACAUGAUCAGGAUGUCUUCAGUUUCUAUCCGGAUGACAAAUUCUGUAACGGGUUUGAAGACGUCCUUACACGUUACAGAGAGAUCGUUCCUCAGCUCUGUCUUGCAGGGCCGACUUCUUUUGCACCCAUUAUCGAAAGGGCCAUGACGAUUGUGGAAGAAAGCGGAGGGCAGUACCAUGUUCUUCUCAUCAUUGCUGAUGGACAGGUGACAAGAAGCGUUGAUACACAAAACGGUGGCCUCAGUUCACAAGAACGUAAGACCAUUGAUGCUAUUGUUAGAGCAAGUCGAUAUCCAUUAUCGAUAGUUCUUGUUGGUGUUGGAGAUGGUCCUUGGGAUACAAUGAGACAGUUUGAUGACAACAUCCCCGCUCGUGCCUUUGACAAUUUCCAGUUUGUGAAUUUCACGGAGAUUAUGUGGAAGAACAGUGAUCCUGGAAGAAAAGAAGCAGAAUUUGCACUUUCCGCCUUGAUGGAGAUCCCUUCUCAGUAUAAAGCCACCCUUGAGCUCGGCUUACUCGGACGAAGAACGGGAAAUUGUCCGAACAAGAUUGCUCGACCGCCACCAAUAAGUGGUCUUAAUCGAUCUUUAGCAAACAGCUCGAAAACUUCAUCUUGGUCAAGCAGUGUUGCCAGUGCACCGCAUUUGCCAAGUGGUAGUAACGAGAGCGAGGUUUGCCCAAUCUGUAUGGUUAAUACAAAAAACAUGGCAUUUAACUGUGGACAUCAGACUUGUCAUGGAUGUGGACAAGACAUUCAAACCUGUCCUAUUUGCCGCUGCUCUAUUGGAGUUCGUAUCAAGCUCUAUUAAGAAUGGUGAUUCUAUUUCAAUACAUCAUCGAUCACAAAGAUUUUAGUGGUUUUCCAUUUAUUCUUUCUGUACAUAGUUAUUUAUAUUUUUCGCAUUCUCACUGUCUCGGAUUGAAUGGAGAGUGCAGCAAUUGAUUUUGCCAUUCUUUUUUUCCUUCUGUUAACGUAAGCUUUAUUGCAGCAAUAGAUUGUUGUUUCAUGAUAGCUUGAAAACAUUUCAUGCAAGUUUUGCUAUUACUAUUGUCAUAUAUGUCCAUUGUUUGGACUAGAGGCAGUGGACAUAAAGUUCAAAACAAAAUUUCUCAAUCCCAAAACCGGAACCAAACUUUAUUCUUAUGAGCAUUUUAGUAACAACAUUUAUAUGCAGAAAUCAAACAGAACCGAUAUUCAUUAAAAAGGUAAUAUUUUUAGUUCAAUAUAUACUUAAACCACAUUUAAUUUGUACUAAAACUAUAGUAUAAGAAUAGCCAAACUUAAUAAACAUAGGAAACCAAAUUUUUUCAUACCUAAUCAUCAGAUAAACCGAAUACUGAUUAGGCCUGGUCCUACCUUACCAGUCGCGGGGCAGGAGGGUAACACGCAUACCAUUCUUCAUGUACAAUGUGGUGGUGAGCUUUGGAAUAAUAGUCUGUCCUUCAACGACUUUGACUGAAUACCUCAUCAAGAUUGCAGCAGCCACCAUUUUCAUCUGAGUAUACGCAAACUUCUUCCCAACGCACAGUCUCGGACCUGCAUUGAACACGACGUACUUGAACUGAUCUCCACUCACAAUUCUUCCUUCUUUGAUCCAUCUCUCUGGUUUGUAAUCUUCACAAUCUUUACCCCAAAUCGAUUCUAUUCUCCCCAUCGAAAAGACCGAGUAGUAAACCCUAGCGCCUUUCUUCACCCUCGUCCCGUCGGGCCACACGUCGUCAUCCAAAGCUUGUUUCAUCUCCAUUGGCACCGAAGGGUAAAGCCUCAGUGACUCUGUCAAAGCAGCUUGCAGAUACACCAUUUCCUUAAGCUCUUCUACCUCGAACCAGUCACAUGUUUCUUGCCUUGUACGUUUCCCACGAAUCUCUCUGAUUUCGCUUAGGAUUCUCUUCUCGACUUGGGGAUGUUUCUGAACUAGCCAGAAGAACCACACGAGGGCCACCGAUGUGGUGUCUCGACCUGCGAUGAUGAAACUUGUGCAGAACUCUCUGAAGUACUUGUCUGAAAAGUAGUUUCCUCUUGUGGUAUCUUCUUCUUUCUCGUACUCUCUCUGCAUAAGGCGUGACAAGAUAUCGGAGGAAUCGUUCAAGCUCCCGAGCUUCCUCAUCUUGUUCCUCCUCUCUCUCACUGUCUUAUUCGCAAACGCGUGAACGAUUGUGAUCGCUUUCUUCAGCUUUCUCUCAUACCCAAUCCCUAGAAACCUCAUGGGCUUCCACACAAAAGGAGGCAACAGAAACCUAGCAAGUGAGUACUCCGUGGCGUCUUCAAAAGCCUUAGCGAAAGGAAUCUCCGGUAAGUCGAUCUCUAACGAUCCCGGAUCAACCCCAAAGGCAGAGAUACAGAUGUUGUCAAAUGUGAAACGCAGGAGCACAUCUUGUAGAUCAAAGACUCUUUUCGAAGUAGUCAUAUUCUCCAUCAGCUUCACCAGCUUCUGCUCCACCAAAUCUCGAAUCGUAGUAAACGUGUGUUCCAAGAAACGAGAAGUAUGCAUCUCCGUUUUAGCCACACGUCUCUCUUCCUUCCACAGUUCAUCAUCGGCGUUAAAGAUUCCAUCUUCAAGAAGAUCACUAAACCUCUCUCUAUAAAACUCGCCCUUGGGGUAGUUUUUGAAAUUGGUUUUGAGAAUGUGUUCGAUGUUUGCAGGAUCUGCGGUCAUGAUACCGUAUAAUCCACCGAACCAAACUCCUCUGUAAUGAAACGUUCCACCCGCUCUGACCACCCAUUUGGUGCACCAACCAAACAGAUCGUUUUUGUUUAGGACUAACAUCGGUGUGAUCCCCAACACUGGCCACAUCACUGGCCCGCCUUUGCUCACUAGCUUCUCGCGCAAGUAACUAAGAAGAAAAAACCCUACUAGGGCUAAAGCCACGUCCGAUAACUUCAAAUGGCUGUACACCCAAUUGACCGCGGAUAACAACAUGCUCAUCUCCAUCACCUCAGAAUUUUUUAGGAUGAAACUGAAAUUGUAUAAGGCAAUGAAUAACGGAGUUACGAGAUAUUACUUUUAUUAAAUGAUCCCACCAACUUCGUUACACCUUAAUAUCAACUACUAGUCUGGAGUAUUAUUGGAAGUGUUAUUUACUUUUUAUUUUUGUUAAAC